This is a messenger RNA of Olea europaea var. sylvestris, 1374 nucleotides long. RefSeq names its product prostaglandin E synthase 2. The coding region runs from base 106 to 1074 and encodes 322 amino acids. Lineage: Eukaryota; Viridiplantae; Streptophyta; Magnoliopsida; Lamiales; Oleaceae. Gene Ontology annotation, molecular function: prostaglandin-E synthase activity. Gene Ontology annotation, cellular component: mitochondrion. The record is from RefSeq and is a predicted model, not a curated record. The transcript is spliced from 6 exons.
CGUUUACGUGGACAGCACACAGCUACUAAAACCUCCCAAAACCCCUGGAAAAAUCCAACUUUCGGUCAUAUACUUGCCAAAAAGUCUCUCAGAUCGCGUCAUAAAAUGAGGCGAUUUAGCUCACUCGCCGCCGUAUGCCGCGUCACCGCCUCACCGGCGGCGUUGGAAAAUCCCAUCCAUAAUCAACAUCGACUCUUCCAGUCGGCUCUGUUUAGUACUGGCAGCAAUAACUACUCGGCGAGGUCUCAAUGGUUCCCGUACGAUAAGGUCACUCCUCAGUCAACUCGUAAAGCUUUCGCCGGGACCAUGCUGUUCUCGGUCGCAGCCACAACCCUCGCUGAAGAGGUUCAUGCGAAAGAGCAUGUGCAGUCGAAAUUUCGCCCCAACGACGUCGUUCUCUAUCAGUACGAAGCUUGCCCAUUUUGUAACAAGGUUAAAGCAUUCCUGGAUUAUUAUGAUAUUCCAUACAAAGUUGUGGAGGUCAACCCCAUCAGCAAAAAGGAAAUCAAAUGGUCUGAUUACAAAAAAGUGCCUAUAUUGAUGGUUGAUGGUGAUCAAAUGGUGGACUCUUCAGAUAUAAUUGAUAAGUUGACCAAAAAGAUUCAUCCUGAUGUUCAACUAGAAGAUGAUGAAGAGAAGAAGUGGCGUGGGUGGGUGGACAAUCACUUGGUGCAUAUCUUAUCACCAAAUAUUUAUCGAAGUACUUCCGAAGCUCUCGAGUCAUUUGAAUACAUAACCAGUCAUGGUAAUUUCAGUUUUACCGAGAGAUUAACAGCAAAGUAUGCAGGAGCUAUGGCCAUGUAUUUUGUAUCUAAGAAAUUGAAGAAAAAGUAUAAUAUUACCGAUGAACGUGCAGCGUUAUAUGAAGCAGGGGAAACAUGGGUUGAUGCUCUCAAGGGUCGAGAAUUUCUAGGUGGUGCCAAGCCUAAUUUAGGUGACCUUGCUGUCUAUGGUGUUUUGAGACCCAUUCGCUACCUCAAAUCAGGUAGAGACAUGGUAGAGCAUACGAGGAUUGGUGAUUGGUAUACUCGAAUGGAAAAUGCUGUUGGAGUAUCUUCCAGAACCCCAGCAUAGUUUGAAUAAUUUGUGCAAGUUUUGAUUAGUUUUUGAGUAGGACCGAGGUCUGGAAAUUUUAUGCCCAAUACUAUCGUCUAUAUUUAAAGUGAGUAUGCAGUUUCACUAAGCCUUCAUGGUGAGAUGUUACAAUAAACUUUCCAAGGCAAUUAGGAGGCAAAAUACUAUUUUGACAUACGAAUUGUUUAUUACAUUAUUGAGUUCCAAGUCUCUACAUUAUGGUAACAGAACUGCUGGCCAUUGGGUUUGAAGCUUCUUCUUCUUCCACUUAAAUAAAAUCUUUGAUUGGUAUUGUAUCUA